GUGGAACUGUAGAGUUUGGAUUUCAGAGUCGCAGGAGUCUUGCAAGAAGAGGUCCAAUAACGCUGCUGCUUUCGGUUUUUGGUUGUUUUUUUUUUUGCAUGUGUGUCUCCUCGCAUCCGAGACUUCAUAAAAAAAACUCCGGGAUGUACACGGCCGGACUCAAUCCGUUUUACGCCUCCAAUUUCAGCCUCUGGUCUGCCUACUGCGCAGGAGGCUUCGCAGUGGACAACGCUAAGAAACCAUCGUUUUGCAUCGCGGAGCUCCUGCAGGCCGGAGAUGCGGAGAACAUCCCCGGUACUUCCGCCCUCAUGGUGCACGUGCAGGCUCAGCAGCACCGGGGGUCCUCCGGAGGCUCCCCGCUGCGUCCGGCACCCGUCGGGCCCGGGGAGGCGUCAGUGUACGGGGCGAGGGUCAGCCCCGCGUCCCCGUACCACAGACACGGACUGCAGAUGACUUCUGUGCCGAGAGGUGCACUCGGCUCCCCGCAAGCCCCUCCGCCUUCAAGCAAGGAUCUCAAAUUUGGAAUCGAUCGGAUAUUGUCCACUGAUUUUGACGCAAAGGGGAAGGAAAAAACGUCGUUAAGAGAUCUCACGUCCAUUGUUAGCCCCAACCGUCAGUCAGGCCUCCACAUCCCCAUUCAGCCGGCGGCCGGCCAGUACUUCUCCUCCAUAGAAGCCGGGAUGAACGACACCUCCAUGAUGAGUUCACUAGGCAGCAGCGGCAGGCAAUCAGGCCAGCAUCAGUUUCAGGACACCUUCCCAGGUCCGUACGCCGUCCUCACCAAAGACACAAUGCCGCAGACGUACAAAAGGAAGAGGUCAUGGUCCAGGGCGGUUUUUUCCAACCUGCAGAGAAAAGGCCUGGAGAAAAGGUUUGAGAUCCAGAAGUACGUCACCAAGCCGGAUAGGAAACAGCUGGCGGCCAUGUUGGGCCUGACAGACGCUCAGGUGAAAGUCUGGUUCCAAAACCGGCGCAUGAAGUGGCGACACUCCAAGGAGGCCCAGGCCCAGAAGGACAAGGAGAAGGAGCAGCCGGACAGGACUCCCGAGUCCGGCAGGGAUCCGAAAGAAACCGCCGAGUCCGAGUGUGACAGCGAGGACCGCAGCGAGUGUGAGUCCGACGAAGCGGAGGACAAGGAGGACAAAAGACAUUUGGACAUUUGCGAGCACAACAAAACUAGCGUCAUCAUGAGCGGCGGCGUGGAAGACACACAUUUGGACUCUGCUUCUUCUUCUUCUUCGUCUUCUUCUUCUUCUUCUUCACAGCUUCUAAUAUGAACGCAGGACUCUGAUUUGGAUCUAUCCAUCAGACGCAAUGGAAGCCGUGCAGGUUGCGUUUAUUUAAUUGGACAAACGAGCUUCGGUGUGCAUGAUGCUUUCCUCAAAUGGUUUAAAAAGCGUAAAUAAAAUUGUAAAUCUUGUUACUUCACGAUGUAUAAAAUAAAUCUCGGAACACACAGUGUACAUGUUCUUUGUGUGUUGUUGUUGUUAAUAUCAUUUGCACUGAAAAUAUUGUAAA
Messenger RNA from Doryrhamphus excisus (bluestripe pipefish), 1518 nucleotides. RefSeq names its product H2.0-like homeo box 1 (Drosophila) (gene hlx1). The record is from RefSeq and is a predicted model, not a curated record. Gene Ontology annotation, molecular function: DNA-binding transcription factor activity, RNA polymerase II-specific; sequence-specific DNA binding. NCBI's taxonomy places the organism in Eukaryota, Metazoa, Chordata, Actinopteri, Syngnathiformes, Syngnathidae. Gene Ontology annotation, biological process: regulation of DNA-templated transcription.